Messenger RNA from Drosophila navojoa, 685 nucleotides. RefSeq names its product mitochondrial cardiolipin hydrolase. Gene Ontology annotation, cellular component: mitochondrion. Gene Ontology annotation, biological process: piRNA processing. NCBI's taxonomy places the organism in Eukaryota, Metazoa, Arthropoda, Insecta, Diptera, Drosophilidae. The record is from RefSeq and is a predicted model, not a curated record. Gene Ontology annotation, molecular function: RNA endonuclease activity producing 5'-phosphomonoesters, hydrolytic mechanism.
AUUGUAUGAGAAUUGAGCGCGUAAACAAUAUUCGUAUCCGAAAAAGAUGCUUCAACUGAUGCGUCAGUAUCCCUCUUGGUCAUUUCUCAUAAUUACCACCGGCACAAUUGCUGCCUCUGAGGUGAUAUGGUUCGCAUAUAAAUCGAUUUGCAAGUGGAUGCGAUGGCGAGAGGCUCAGGUGCAUGAGGUGCUCAUGUUCAAUGAACUGGGCUUCGAAUGCAUGCUAGAGCAUCGCAUGGGCAUCGAAGAGGGCCGUAUGUACCAUUGUCAAAAUAAGUAUUGCGCUCAGCGCAACAUCCAUCGCAUUAUCGAACAACUGGACAAGGCGAAAUACAGCAUUGAUCUGGCCAUGUAUUCUAUGCAGUCCAUUGAGAUGACACGCGCUUUGAAAAACGCUUUGCUCCGCAAGGUUGUUGUUCGCAUAAUAGUCAGUCUACAACGCACGAGUAAAAUCAAUCGCCAUCUGCUUGAUCUUAUUGAGCGUGGCGCCCAUCUGCGCAAGCAGAAUUCCAAUUACUUUAUGCAUCACAAGUUCUGCGUGAUCGAUGGGGAAGAGCGCGUGAAUCACCUUUGGAGUCUAAAGAAACGCAAUUACGGACCAGAGACUACGUACAGCGUCCUAAUUAAUGGCUCCCUCAACUGGACGGAUGGCGGCAUCGGCAUAAACUGGGAAAAUGUGGUCAUC